Messenger RNA from Panonychus citri (citrus red mite), 1691 nucleotides. RefSeq lists its product as uncharacterized. NCBI's taxonomy places the organism in Eukaryota, Metazoa, Arthropoda, Arachnida, Trombidiformes, Tetranychidae. The annotation marks the transcript as partial. The transcript is spliced from 6 exons. The record is from RefSeq and is a predicted model, not a curated record.
UAUAAGUUUUCGAAAGUUCACUAAUCGUCGCAACGAUUUGAGAAAGUAACUACUCCAUUUGAGUCAACUGUCACAAAUUUUAAGAAAAGAAUACAUUUUAUGACUUUUCUCAGCGGGAACAAAGUGUCUUUUUUAUUUGCUUAUCCGUUACAUUUACAAAAAGUGAUUCAACCAAAAGAGGAUGACUGUAAGCCACCAAAAUCAAGCUUCGUACACUUCAAACCAAAGUUGCACAAUUAUCUGAUCGAAAUUGAUAUUAAAUUGUUGCUUAUCUGUGAAUUGAUUAGAUAACCAGCUCUAUUCGUAGCUCUGAUUGAAAGAGCCUAACCUUAAUCAUUUCGUAACCGAAAGAUGGCAUCAUGGAGCUUUGUAGUUGGAAUCCAUGAAUUGCUUAAUAAUGAGUCGAUUCUGUGUGGAAAACAGUAACUUUUAUAUAAGAGAUUUUUCAAGUUAAUAUAAAGUUUAUCACAUUACUUGACGAAACUCUUAGUGAAUCUGUAAAGUUUUGUUCCCUCAAAGCAACACUAUCGGAUAUUGUCCAAAACAAAUAAAUCAUAAUUCAUGUUUCAUUCAGUUGAAAAUGUUUGUUUCAUAGGUGAUUAAAAAAUCUGAUCACAAUUAAAGGAUAACUUGUUUGUGUAAAGUUUUCGAUUGUGGAUAAAAAAUCGUUUGGGUUAACUUUUAAUUGUAUUAUGUGAAUAUCAACUUGAAUCCUUAAAUUUGUUUUGUCGAAAUCGCAAUUAACCUAAUACAUCCAUUGACUUUCAUCAUCAGGAUCAAUUAUGAAGUUUAACUGGUAUAUCAUAAGAAUUGGUUUAAUGAUAAUAGUUUAUCUAAUCACCAAUUCAUCAGGUCUUCGAAUUACUAAAUUGGAAGUACCACAAUCAGUUCCUCUUGGAAAAUCAGUUACCCUUAGGUGUCAUUAUGAUCUAACAGGAGAUGAACUUUACUCAGUAAAAUGGUACAGAGAUUAUGUUGAAUUUUAUAGAUAUCUUCCGUCCGAUGAACAGAAAUCAGGUCAGACAUUCACCCUGAAAGGAGUCCAUGUAGAUUUAACACGUUCAUCAGCUAAACACGUUUUCUUAACCAAGACUGAGCUCACAUCGGAGGGACACUAUGCAUGUGAGGUGUCCACUGAAGGUCCAUCUUUCAGUACCGUUCGAGCCGAAAGACAAAUGAAAGUUUAUGUAUUACCUAAAGAAGGAUUAUCCAUUGAAGGUACUGAGCCAGUUUAUGGUAUGGAAAAUUUUAUCAAUCUUACCUGUAUAGCAAAUCCAUCUUAUCCAUCCCAGAUUUUAUCUUGGUAUAUAAAUGAACAAAAGGCCUUACCCCAUCAAUUGAUUCAUUAUGAACCUGAAAGAGACUCUACUGGUCUUGACGCUACUCGACUCGGACUUUACUUUGAGGCGGUCAGUAGUUAUUUUCUUCGAGGUUCACUUAAGCUGAGAUGCACUUCAACGAUAAUAUUGGUGUAUAGAUACGAGUCUUCGAUAACUUUAAGUGGUGGAACUCCAAAGAAUCGAACUUUCAAUGGACAUUAUACUUGGAAUGAAGAUCGCUUAUAUCAGCGUGAGCCUGAAAGUCCGAUUAUUGAAGGUGGUAAAGAUAAAUACAAAGUGGGUUCAUUAAUGGAUCUAAAUUGUACCACUCAAUCAGAGUCUCACCUUGAAUGGUUCAUUAAAAAUAAACCG